UCACGCAGUACAGACGGAGCUGGAGUGAAGCUGCUACGUCAGGUCAUCCUGCCUGCUCUUUGGUCCAGCAUCUUGGCAGCACUCGUCCACACGCCUUCGGUCUGCUCAGGAUGCCAGCACAAAAGAUGCGCCACGCAUUGCUGUGAACCACAUUUAUUACCCAUACACGCUGUUUGUUGGGGAAUCAGCCUGGACAAGGUGGAACCUGCGAUGAUGUCCUCAUACUACCACCCGGCCAAGGAGGCAGACAUGACGGCCAUGACGGAACCACUCUGCCUUGAAAGAGACGUAUGCAGGGUGAUCGAGCUGCUGGACCGCCUGCAGCGGACCGGAGAGCUGCCCCCUCCCAAACUGCAGGCCCUGCAGAGAGUCCUACAGAGCAAAUUCUGUGCUGCCAUCAGAGAGGUGUACGAGCAGCUCUAUGACACUCUAGACAUUGUUGGAGGGCCAGAGGUGCGAGCACAGGCAACAGCAAAGGCCACAGUGGCAGCCUUUGCAGCCAGUGAGGGACACGCCCACCCAAGGGUGGUGGAGCUGCCCAAGACAGAAGAGGGACUGGGCUUUAACAUCAUGGGGGGAAAAGAGCAGAACUCUCCCAUCUAUAUCUCAAGAGUUAUUCCUGGAGGGGUGGCCGACCGUCAAGGUGGGCUGAAGAGAGGAGACCAGUUACUGUCUGUCAACGGAGUGAGUGUUGAGGGAGAGCACCAUGAAAAGGCUGUGGAGCUGCUGAAGGCGGCCCAGGCAUCAGUCAAACUGGUGGUCCGCUACACCCCAAAGGUCCUGGAGGAAAUGGAGGCUCGCUUUGAGAAGAUGAGGAGCGCCCGGAGACGACAGCAGCACACCAGCUACUCAUCUCUAGAGUCCAGAGGCUAACUAAUCCAACACCUUCAUCCAAUUUAUCAUCCAGUUCUCCCGACUCUUCUGUUCCAGUGGGAAGCAAGAACAUAGAUGGAAGCAAAAAACACAAGUAGCCUACCAACAGCUGUUACCUGAGUUUCUUAAUGAAUACUGAAACGCUGCAGUUUAGGAUCCCUUUCCCUCUUUCUUAGACAAAUGGCAAAUGCUGAGCUAGCUUGUAGUCAGAACAUGUCUGUAAUUUCUCCUCCCAGAGUGAAGUCUUCCUCAGCAUCCUGUCACACGAGGGCAAAAGAUUCUCUUUAGUGUGUAGCUUAACAAGAACCUAAACUGUAUAUUCUCAAGUGUUUUUUUUUCCCUUUAGCAUUCUCAUUCAUUAUGGUGGCUGCACUCUUUAUCACAUUCUGCAGUAGACCUCAGUAGCAGGAAAAAAACAUAAUUUCUCCAUCUGACCCAGAUAGAAGGCUAGCUGUUAGCAUUUGUGGAUAACUUGUCAUUUUUGUUAAAUUGUUAACAUUUUUUGUAUUUUAGUUUUUAUUUGUCUAUAUAUUUAUUUGCAUAAUUGUCCAUAUAAUAAAGUCAGUGUAAAA
This is a messenger RNA of Archocentrus centrarchus (flier cichlid), 1445 nucleotides long. It is a transcript of the gene lin7b, whose product is annotated as lin-7 homolog B (C. elegans). Lineage: Eukaryota; Metazoa; Chordata; Actinopteri; Cichliformes; Cichlidae. The transcript has 6 exons. The coding region runs from base 211 to 873 and encodes 220 amino acids. Gene Ontology annotation, molecular function: protein binding. The record is from RefSeq and is a predicted model, not a curated record.